Messenger RNA from Linum trigynum, 2310 nucleotides. NCBI's taxonomy places the organism in Eukaryota, Viridiplantae, Streptophyta, Magnoliopsida, Malpighiales, Linaceae. The record is from the annotation of a GenBank genome assembly.
GUGCGGCUAGUAGUAGCUGACGUGGCAUAUUUUUCUUCUUGACAUUCGCUUAUUUGUAGCAAACCAAUGCGCUAUCAUCCAUCCAUUUCUCUAUCUUCUUCUCCUCCUCCCUGUUUCUUAUUUACUGUCUGCCCUUCUGGAUAGAGUUAUCCAUCACACAAUUCAUGAACGUCGACAGGACCAUCUUCAACUUCAAAUCACUACCAUGAACGCAUUUUCCACUGAUUUCAUCCCCCAAAGUCUCCACUCCACCUCCUUAGCGACGCAGCCCGCUUCACAUUCCCUUCACUACAGCGCAGUAUCAGUGGGUUUCAGCAGCAUAAAACCUAGCUUCAAUGGCGGCAACGGCUACUCCAGAACUUCACCGAGGGGCAGUCUAUCAUCGAAGACGACUCCGAGUCCGACGCCGACCCAUCUCCCGCCUCCUGACUGCAAGGAAACCCAUAUGGCCAAACUGCUCAACCGGUCCCGAAAAGCGGGCAAGUACAACGAAUGCCUCUAUUUCCUUGAGUGCAGCGUCGGCAAAGGCUUCGCGCCUGACGUGGUCAUGUGCACGAAGCUGAUGAAAGGGUUCUUCAAUGCCAGGAAGUUCGACAAGGCCGUGAGGGUGAUGGAGAUCUUGGAGAAGUACGGGAAGCCUGAUGUUUUCGCUUACAAUGCUCUGAUUAGUGGGUUCUGUAAAGCUAAUCAGAUUGACAAGGCCAACAAGGUGCUCGAUAGAAUGCGUAGCAGAGGGUUCUCUCCUGAUGUUGUCACUUACAACAUAAUGAUUGGGACAUUCUGCAGCAGGGGGAAGCUCGAUUUGGCUUUUAAGGCGUUCGAGGAGUUACUGGAGGAUGAUUGUGAGCCAACUGUGAUUACAUACACUAUUUUGAUUGAAGCCACCAUUCUCGAAGGUGGGAUUGAUGAGGCCAUGAAGCUCUUAGAUGAGAUGUUGGCGAAAGGGCUUCAACCGGAUACGUAUACUUACAAUGCUAUAGUUAGGGGGAUGUGCAAAGAAGGUAUGGUUGAUCGAGCUUUCGAGCUUGUUAGGAGCUUGAAUUCUAGGGGAUUUAGGUCGGAUACUGUUACUUACAACAUACUCUUGCGAGUACUUCUUGGUCAAGGGAAAUGGAAUGAAGGAGAAAAACUCAUGUCGGAGAUGCUCUCAAGAGGCUGUGACCCUAACAUUGUUACUUACAGCAUAUUGAUUAGCAUGUUAUGCCGUGACGAGAAAGUUGAUGAAGCAGUUCACUUGUUGAAGACCAUUAGGGAAGAAAAGGGUUUGACCCCUGAUGCUUAUUGCUAUGAUCCGUUGAUUUCUGCUUUCUGCAGGGAAGGGAGACUAGAUAUGGCAAUCGAGUUCUUGAACUACAUGAUAUCCGAUGGUUGCUUGCCAGAUAUUGUGAAUUAUAAUACGAUAAUGGCUGCGCUAUGCAAGAAUGGGAAUGCGGAUUAUGCUCUGGAGAUUUUCGAGAAGCUUGAUGCUGUGGGUUGUCCACCAGAUGUCAGUUCAUACAACACCAUGUUCAGUGCCCUGUGGAACUCUGGAGACAGGUAUAGAGCUUUGGAGAUGAUUCUGGAAAUGCUUGGUAACGACAUUGGUCCAGAUGAAAUCACUUACAACUCGCUUAUUUCGUGUUUGAGCCGAGAUGGGUUGGUGGAUGAAGCUAUAGGGCUGCUAGCAGAUAUGCAGAGAAGCAAGUGUCGGCCAACUGUGAUCAGCUAUAACAUUGUUCUUCUUGGGCUGUGCAAGACUCGGAGGAUCAGUGAUGCCAUUGACGUGCUGGCAUCGAUGGUCGACAAGGGUUGCCGGCCUAAUGAAACCACUUACACGUUGUUGAUUGAAGGCAUUGGGUUCGCAGGUUCGCGUACUGAAGCAAUGCAUUUGGCUAAUUCUCUUCACUGCAUGAGAGCCAUAUCCGAGGAUUCGAUCAAGCGCUUGAAUAGGAUCUUCCCAUUGCUUGAUGUUUACAAAGAGCUUGCUCAUUCAGAUUCAUAAGAACCUAGUUUUUAAAAAAUCUCAGGUCUCUCUUCUGCAUGCUAACCUUCAGUUUCAGAUUCAUUUCCAUGUUUCUAGAGAGACGGAGCAGGGUUUGUUUGUUUGUUUGUACAUAGUAUCACUGUGUGGAGAUUUUGGUUAGAGAGAUGACUUAUUGAUCUCAGGCUUCUGAGUCAAUUUGCUGGAUAGAUGUUGACCCAGAGCUGCCUCACUAUAUUGUCAGAAGAAGUAGUAGCAAAUGACACAGGUUCCCAUUUACUAGGCCUUUUUGUCCAACCAUGUUUGGUCUCUUCAGUCUCCAUGUUUGCAAAUGAACCUGAAGGAGAAAC